GGAAGUUUCAACAUUUUCAUCCUUUGGAAUGCAUCAACGCCUCUGGAUGCACCAGGUUGGACGACAAACGUUGAAAUGCGCAAUUAUUUGUAGCGUUUAUAAAGUGGUUUGCCUGGGUUGAAUUAUUUUCCACAGAUAUCUUUGAUACAUUCCUUUUGGAAAAGUUAAGGGAAACUUGGUCCUAUAUCGGGUCUGAGGCGUAUCUCCGACUGGGGAGAUAAGCUUAGACUUGGUAGCUACUGCGCAGGCUGCGUCCGAGUCGCAGUCGUCAAUGGUAAAACACUGACCGGUGGAGUUGUACACAUUUGAGAAGAAGAGAUGCAAGACAGUGCAAGUCGAGGACUGCUUUUGCAGCUGGUCCUGCUGCUGCUAGUGGCGUUGUUGUCGCCUCUAGCUGUGGCUGUGGCCGAAGAGGACGCCGCUGCAGAGCUGGUCACCGCAGAAGACAGCGAGCUGGCCAAGCCGUCCGAGCCGAGGGCAAGCCGGGCUAAAAGGAGGGGAGGCUCGGAAGUCCUCAGAGGGCCUAACGUGUGCGGAACCAGAAACAACGCUUUCUGCUGCCAAGGCUGGAAGACCCUGACCGGAGGGAACCAGUGUAUUGUCCCCAUCUGCCGCAGUACCUGUGGAGAUGGGUUCUGUUCCAGACCCAACAUGUGCACGUGCCCCACCGGACAGAUCGCUACUUCCUGUGGGACCAAGUCAGUCCAGCACUGUAACAUCCGCUGCAUGAACGGCGGAUCGUGUGCUGAGGACAACUGUCUCUGCCAGAAAGGCUACGUGGGGAACCACUGUGGACAACCGGUGUGUGAGAACGGCUGCCUUAACGGAGGGCGCUGCGUGGCCCCCAACCGCUGCGUGUGCACGUACGGCUUCACGGGGGCGCAGUGCGAGAGAGACUACCGGACUGGACCCUGCUUUGCCUCGGUAAGCAACCAGAUGUGCCAGGGACAGCUGACGGGCAUCGUGUGCACCAAGACCCUCUGCUGUGCCACGGUGGGCCGGGCCUGGGGUCACCCCUGUGAGAUGUGUCCGGCACAGCCUCAGCCCUGCCGUAGAGGCUUCAUACCCAACCAUCGAACCGGGGCAUGCCAAGAUGUGGAUGAGUGCCAGGCCAUCCCUGGUCUGUGUCAGGGUGGGAAAUGCAUCAACACCGUGGGAUCCUUCGAGUGCAAGUGCCCUGCUGGACACAAGUUUAACGAAGUCACACAGAAAUGCGACGACUUGGAUGAGUGCACAAACAUUGCAGGGUUGUGUGCUGGAGGCGAGUGCUCUAACACUGCUGGCAGCUACUUCUGCAAAUGUCCCCAGGGAUAUUAUACACCUGUGGACGGUUCCAGGUGCAUAGAUGCACGGAGUGGAUACUGCUAUAACAGCCUGUUAAAUGGACAAUGUGCUAACCAGAAUUCCGAGCUGCUGAGCAAGAUGCAGUGCUGCUGUGGCAAUGGACGCUGCUGGUCGGACGGCUCUGCCCCAGAGAUGUGCCCUAUCCAGGGAGCAGAUGAGCAGACCAGACUGUGCACUCCGUUACCUGGUAUUGGUAAUGGUGGAUUGAAUCCUGGUCAAAUUCCUGGGAUUUAUCCAGGCCCGGGCCUGUACCCAGGCCCUGCCCCAUACCCAGGCCCAAACCAAGGCCCAAACCCAGGCCAGUACCCAGGCCCAAACCAAGGCCCAAACCCGGGUCAAUAUCCUGGACCAUUCCCAGGCCAAUAUCCAGGACCAAACCAAGGCCUUUUUCCCGGACAACUCCCCCUGCAACCUCAACCUGUACCAGGUCUCAUCUUAUCCCAGAACAUAACCAACAUCUGCCAGACCUUCCCAAACCUGUGUCUGCGUGGGAGGUGUAUCCCCACGGUGGGGAUCGGAUACCGCUGCGAGUGCAACAUGGGCUUCAAACUGGACGGCAGAGGAGUGUGCCUGGACGACAAUGAAUGUGACAGAAACCCGUGUGCGCACGGAGAAUGUGUCAACACACCCGGGUCCUACAUCUGUCAGUGUCCCCCUGGCUUCCAGACCACUGCCACCAAGACAGAGUGUAGAGAUAUUGACGAGUGUGUGGCCAACGGGCGUAUCUGCAACAAUGGACGCUGUCUAAACACGGAGGGCAGCUUCCACUGUGUCUGCAAUGCCGGAUUUGUGAUCACCUCAGAUGGAAAAAACUGUGAAGACCAGGAUGAGUGCCUGAUCAGAAACAUGUGUCUGAACGGGCUGUGUAUCAACGAGGACGGCAGCUUCAAAUGCAUCUGUAAACCUGGCUUCCUGCUGAUGGCAAGCGGACGCAUGUGUGUAGACAUUGAUGAGUGUGAGACUCCUGGUAUGUGCAUGAAUGGCCGCUGUGUGAACACAGAGGGCUCUUUCCGCUGUGACUGUAUGCCUGGCCUGGCCGUGGGACUCGACGGCCGGGUCUGUGUUGACACACACAUGCGCAGUUCAUGUUACGGUGGGUACAAGCGAGGACAGUGUGUGAAGCCUUUAUUCGGAGCAGUAACCAAGUCUGAGUGUUGCUGUGCCAGUACGGAGUAUGCCUUCGGAGAGCCCUGCCAGCCAUGCCCGGCCAAAAACUCUGCGGAAUUCCAGGGCCUGUGCCCAAAUGACCUUGGCACAACCAGUGAUGGCAGAGAUAUUAACGAGUGUGCCCUGGACCCUGACAUCUGUCAUAACGGUGUGUGUGAGAACAUGCUGAGAACAUACAAGUGUAACUGCAACGCAGGCUUUGAGGUGGACAUCACUGGGAAGAGCUGUGUAGACAUUGACGAGUGUCUGGUAAACAGACUGCUGUGUGACAACGGCCUGUGUAGGAACACACCAGGGAGCUUCAGCUGCCACUGCCCGCCAGGAUACCGCUUCGAUACCCAGACGGAUGUCUGCGAUGACGUCAACGAGUGUUUGUCCAGCCCAUGUGUGAACGGGGAUUGUCUGAACAGCCCGGGGUCCUUUGUGUGUCUGUGUACGUCAGGCAGCACACUGGACACCACUGGGUUACAGUGUAUAGAGACCACUAAAGGCACAUGCUGGCUGAAGAUGAUCAACGAGAGGUGUGAGGUCAACAUCAACGGGGCUACGCUCAAGUCCCACUGCUGCUCCACCCUGGGGGAGGCCUGGGGAAGCCCCUGUGGGCGCUGUGAAGCAGAUCCGUUCUGCAGUAAGGGCUACGCCAGAGUCAAAGGAAAUCUCUGUGAAGACGUGAAUGAGUGUGAGGUGUUUCCUGGGGUGUGCGUCAAUGGGAAAUGCGUCAACAAUCAGGGCUCCUUCAUCUGCCAGUGCCCCGCUGGCAUGACCGUGGACGCCAGUGGCAGGACAUGUAUUGACCUGCGCACAGAGCACUGCUACCUGACCCACGAGGACGAGCGCUGUGCGGCCCCUAUUGGGGGCAAGCAUCGCGUCGACGCGUGCUGCUGCUCUGUGGGCGUAGCCUGGGGCCCAGAAUGUGACGAGUGUCCAGAGAAAGGUACCCAGGACUACAACCAGCUGUGUCCCCGGGGCCCAGGCUUCUCCCACAGGGGGGACUUCAUCAACGGCAGGCCCUUCCUCAAAGAUAUAAACGAGUGCAGGAUGAUCAACAGCCUGUGCAGCAACGGACGGUGCCGGAACACCAUCGGCAGCUUCCGCUGUCGUUGUGACAGCGGCUACUCUCUGGACCACGACGAGAAGAAUUGCACUGACAUCAACGAGUGUCGCAUCUCGCCUGACCUGUGUGGCCAGGGCACGUGUGUGAACACACCGGGAGACUUUGAGUGCGAGUGCUUCCAGGGAUAUGAGAGUGGCUUCAUGAUGAUGAAGAACUGCAUGGACAUUGACGAGUGUGAGACCAACCCCCUGCUGUGUCGCGGGGGUCUGUGCGUGAACCUGGAGGGCAGCUUCGAGUGCGAGUGUCCGGACGGUCACCAGGUGUCCACUGACGGCACCGCCUGUCUAGACAUCAACGAGUGUGAGCUGAGCGACAGGCUGUGCAGACACGGCCAGUGCAUCAACAUGGUGGGCCGCUACCAGUGCUUCUGCGACACUGGAUACAAAUCCACUGAGAGCAGACUGGAAUGCGUCGACAUCGAUGAAUGCACCAUUGAGAACGGCGGCUGUGAGAUGUUCUGCACCAACUCAGAGGGAAGCUACGAGUGCAGCUGUCAGAGUGGCUACGCCCUGAUGCCUGACCUGAGGAGCUGCAUAGACAUUGACGAAUGUGAGGAGAGCCCCGAGGUGUGCGAGGGGGGACAGUGCACCAACAACCCCAGGGACCUACCAGUGCCUCUGCUUCGACGGCUUCAUGACCUCUGAAGACAUGAAGACCUGCCUUGAUGUGGACGAGUGUGAUCUCAACUCCAACAUCUGUCUGAGUGGGAACUGUGAGAACACCAAGGGAUCCUUCAUCUGUCACUGUGAACUGGG
Molecule: messenger RNA, 4380 nt
Organism: Gadus chalcogrammus (walleye pollock)
Lineage: Eukaryota; Metazoa; Chordata; Actinopteri; Gadiformes; Gadidae
Gene: fbn2a
Product: fibrillin 2a
Exons: 32
Coding region: 319-4269 (1316 amino acids)
Molecular function (GO): calcium ion binding
Source: RefSeq, a predicted model, not a curated record